Messenger RNA from Glycine soja, 957 nucleotides. RefSeq lists its product as uncharacterized. The record is from RefSeq and is a predicted model, not a curated record. The transcript is spliced from 3 exons. The coding region runs from base 36 to 536 and encodes 166 amino acids. NCBI's taxonomy places the organism in Eukaryota, Viridiplantae, Streptophyta, Magnoliopsida, Fabales, Fabaceae.
AUAUAUUGUUAUGAUCAUCGUUGAACCCUAAGAGGAUGUGUUGUGAAAGAGAAGAAGAAAUUAAGAUGAAAACACCCACCACCAAAGUGGCGAAGACCCUUUCGAAACGUACACGACCACAAUAUGACAUCGACAUUGACUCCCCCAUCAGGGCCAUAGCUUGUCUCAAAAAAAUCGACGACAUGCGCCGCUUCGAGGAAACCGAGGAUUGCUUCAUCCUAGGUUUUGACCCUUCCUCCGCCGCCGUUCCCCUCUUGGUUGAUUCUUCUGCCGAUGAUGUCUCCGUCAUUGCUGAAAAGGGCCAGGUUGCUUGCAGAGAUUACCCGCACUCAAGACAUUUGUGCCUCAAAUUCCCAUUCACGACCACGCCUCAUGAGAGCUAUUGUGAAAUGUGCUAUUGUUAUGUUUGUGAUACGGCUGCCCCGUGUAAGGACUGGAAGGGCUGGCAUUGCAAUGCAGAGAGUGGUAUUUACUGGAAGAAUAAAAGGAGUUUGAAGAAAAUUCAACCAGUGCGUCUCUAUAAUUCUCAACCAUGAAGGAUGAGUGAUUGGAAUGGUUGCACUAUGAUCGUGGCAGAGUCUUAUUGUAUUUGGGAGACUCUCACACAGUAUGGUUUAGUCUGGAAAUGUGGUAAAAAAAUGUACUCAACUCAAACGUUCUGUGUGAAAGGGGUUUGUGGGCACUAUAGAUAAGUAACAAAAAUGUACCCAAACUUGUGAAAGGGGUUUGUGGGCACUAUAAGGGUUUGUGGCACCCUGAUGUGUAGAUUCUUUCUGCUCUGGGAUUAGGGGAUUUUCGAGCUAUUACUGCUGGAUGGAUCUAUUGAAGUUAUAUAUUUCAUGUUCUUCAAGAAUUCGUUUUGUAAUUACUGGUUUUGUGCGUGUUUGUUUUUUUUACGCACGGUCAUUUUUCUGGGCAAACUUCAGUUCAUUGUGAUAUAUAAGGGGCACACUAGAA